This is a messenger RNA of Porites evermanni, 12192 nucleotides long. The record is from the annotation of a GenBank genome assembly. Lineage: Eukaryota; Metazoa; Cnidaria; Anthozoa; Scleractinia; Poritidae.
AUGUACAGAUCAUUAUAUGAUUACACAGGGAAAGAUAAAGGAGUUCUUCCUCUCCGUGUAGGAGAAAAGUUUCGUUUUAUCGAGCAACAUGAUGUUAACUGGUGGAAAAUGCGAUCUCAAAACGGGUCCGUUGGACUUGUGCCUGCUUGUUACUUGGAAGCUGUUGACAGGGUAUCGGUAAGACGAACGCCUUUCUGAUAUCUUGCUUGUGUCAUUGUGAAGUGAAUUGUUUGUUGACGAAAAUUCACUAUUCAGUUUUUCCGGCAUUUUUACUUAUUUGGUUAUGUCGUGGAGAAUUUAAAUUUUAGUUUUUUAAUACGUCACUGCUUGCGUUUCUUAAGACUUGCCUUGCAAUUUAUUUCACUGCUUUAAGACAGUUUUGAAACAAAAUAUUUGGCAAGAUUUCCGCACAGACCCGUUAAUUUGUUAUACAUGCAGCGAUUUCAUACUAGUUCCAAAAUAGUUUGUAUGAAUGGAGCCGACGCGAAGCAUGCAUGGAUAUUGGGCUGUAUAUAGAAAUCUUGUCAAAUUAAUUUAUAAAAUAACUAAGAUAGUAUGCGUGCUCUGAUUGGCUCCGAGAAGCAUUUUUGCAUGAGAGUAUGUAAACACAGUAGUGAAGUCAAGAUGUUUUGCUGUUUGCCGUGUAGGAACCUGCUCAUUUACUGGGGGUUUGGGAAUAAAAAUUAAUGGAAGGUCCCUACCUAAUCAAGUUACAAGUAACUGGGUCCUGAUUAGCCUGUGAACUAUUGUGGAGUGUUGGACAAAAAAGCUAGAACGUGGGCAGAUAGGGAAAAAUUUGCAUUCUUCACUGCCCUCCUUUGGGAGGCUUUCCACAGGCAAGUUCCUGUUUGAAUAAGAGAAACAUAAUAAUUAAAAACCUGUGUACCAGAACUUAGUUAAUGGGGAAAGAAUUUAUGCUAUAUGUGUAUGUAGACUCAUUUCGUUUUGUUUGUUUGUUUUUUUUUUUCAAAUUUGGUUUUUCGUACACCUUAUAGGCUAACCCAAGUGAACAAAAAUCAGUUCUUGAAUCUAUCGAUAGAGCCAUUGAAGUUAUUCACUCUCAAGCCACUCAUGCAGGUGGUGCGUACACGCAUGAACAAAGAGCAAAUUUGAGGUUUGUAAUUAUGAAGUAGUUCUUUUUUAUCAAUGUAUAUUAUAGAUGAUGAGUUUCUUGGCUUUGGGGUUUUUUCAAGUGGUCCAUCAGUUUGUGUAUCAUCCACCACUUUAACCUUUUAAUACAAGUAUUAAAAAAUAAAGAAAAAUUGAAAUGUACUGUUAUAAAGUAACUUUUCAUUCAUGUAACAAGAAAAGCAUGCAAAGACAGUAGUUUCCAAUAGCCUGAGGCUAGUUUAUUUUGUGAUUGGGCUGAUGAAUUCUCUGUUAAAUUGCCCAAUGGGCAAGUGAAGUUUCUUUGCGGAAUUCAAAUUAUAGAAGUACUGUAAGACAAAUAAUAAUUUGUUCAAAUUCCUAAUAAAUUCAUGUGGAUUGGAAGCUGUUUUUUAAGCUGAUCUGACAAAGUGAAAAUAUUGCAAUGAUUACUUAUUACAAUGAAUUAAUGAAGCAAAUAAUUAGCAGUUAGCAAUUAAUUUAUUCAUAUUAUAAAUCCUGCUCAUCAAAUUUUUCUUCCAGCUAGUCAUAAUGACUGAUCUCUGGCUAGCACGGGCUAGCUAAAAUUGACUGCUAAAACCGCUGUAAAACUNCAUGAACAAAGAGCAAAUUUGAGGUUUGUAAUUAUGAAGUAGUUCUUUUUUAUCAAUGUAUAUUAUAGAUGAUGAGUUUCUUGGCUUUGGGGUUUUUUCAAGUGGUCCAUCAGUUUGUGUAUUAUCCACCACUUUAACCUUUUAAUACAAGUAUUAAAAAAUAAAGAAAAAUUGAAAUGUACUGUUAUAAAGUAACUUUUCAUUCAUGUAACAAGAAAAGCAUGCAAAGACAGUAGUUUCCAAUAGCCUGAGGCUAGUUUAUUUUGUGAUUGGGCUGAUGAAUUCUCUCUUAACUUGCCCAAUGGGCAAGUGAAGCUUCUUUGCGGAAUUCAAGUUAUAGAAGUACUGUAAGACAAAUAAUAAUUUGUUCAAAUUCCUAAUAAAUUCAUGUGGAUUGGAAGCUGUUUUUUAAGCUGAUCUGACAAAGUGAAAAUAUUGCAAUGAUUACUUAUUACAAUGAAUUAAUGAAGCAAAUAAUUAGCAAUUAAUUUAUUCAUAUUAUAAAUCCUGCUCAUCAAAUUUUUCUUCCAGCUAGUCAAAAUGACUGAUCUCUGGCUAGCACGGGCUAGCUAAAAUUGACUGCUAAAACCGCUGUAAAACUGACUUUCUUUUAACCUUGAAGAGUGCACUAAUGAAGUGCAGAGUUAGACUGCAUUACAAAAGCCCAGAUGAGCAUUUGUAUCUGAAAUCCGUUAUUAUUCUUAUGUAAUGCAGGAAAUUACUAGAACACAGAACGCGUCUUCUCUCGGGGAAAGAAUCAAGGGCUUCAGGUGCUCAUCAUAGUGGAAUGAAAAGUAGCAAGCCUGUUGUUACAGAGCAUGACCCUCCUGCGCAGCCUCGCCGCCCUGCACCCACCCUACCACCACAGAAAGAUAAGAAAGACAAAACCAAGGAAUCCACAAAGAGAAGACCGGCUCCUUCAGUUCCUGUAUCUAAUGCAAACCAAACUGCUACAGAAACAAAAGGUCUGUUUACUAGAUAGAAAUUAAAGCAGACUCUAAUCUUUGCCCUUUUUUUCUUCUGCUUAGUCUAUUAAUAAUGAUUUUUAAAUGGUUUAAUCAAGAUAGUCACAGGUAAGAAUUGAAUUUCUGGCUGACAUACAUGAACUUUGAAAUUUGAAUAUUAAUAAUCACUGAAAUUACUUCAUAUUAGGAAAUAUCUAAGGCUGAUAUUUUAUAGAAGGGUGUUUUGUCUUAAACUUUAGAGGUAAUGAGUACUUGACCUAUUGUUGGCUAACAACACCCAACAUUGUUGGAUGUACAUGCUGUGUCCAUUUGCACACCCUGUUGCAUGUUGUUGCAACAUUGGGCCAACAAUGUUGGGAGUUGUUGUGUCCAUUUGCAUGUAGCUUAAUGACCCUCCCCUCCCCCUUUCGUGGCUGUAUAGAACUGACUUGUCCCCAGUCAUCUAUUAUUGUUUGUAGGCAGUUAUGGAUCUGUCACAGAGACUAGCUUGGCACCUUAGCGUAGUAGGAGAGAGGGGAAAGGAGACCCAAGGUGUCCUGUUUUUCCUGCUCACUACUAUGUGACAUAGUUGUUAAAGAGAGACGAAACUGACUUCUGUUUUUUUUUUUUGAGAAGUUCAGUUAUCUCUUACACUUGAGUCUGCAGACAAGUCUUUAAAUGUAUCAUUUAUAUCAACAUCUUGCUGAUCAAUAUUGUAUGUGCACUUAUCUUCAUGGAUUUUCUUAGAAAGCCAGUCUAGUGGUGAAGGUCAAUCUGCUUCUUCUGUGCCUCCUGUUCCUCAAAGAAAUGACCUGGUACCUGUUAAGGUACGAGCCGGACUUGCUGCCGAGCUGCUAGAAUUGCUGAGAAUCAAGUGAGUAUGUAAUAGAAGUCGUUAGUCCUAUGACAAUAUUACUUUAAACAUAGGUGAAAUACUUCUUUAAAAACUGCAUUUUUCUCCAACAGUCUUCAAUCAGUGUGACCUUCAAUAAGAAAUUACAUUGAACUUAAGUUUACAAUGAAUUAGCAGUUUUUUCCCUCUUUUUGUAUUCUUAGACAGAAACUUAGUGCUGGCCCUAGUGAUUUCCAAGAGAGCUGACUGACAACAUUGCAAUGAAUUUAUGUCUUAGGAAUGUUUUAUGGUUAUUGCAUGUAAAUGAAGUUGUAACAUCUAAAUUUUCUUAUAAGGGUAGUCUUUACAAUAGGCCAUUAAGUAAGACUUAAGAGCUGGUAAGUUUUACUUAACCAAAGAUGUGUGUGUGAAGGCCCAAGUAAAAUCUCAAGUUAUUUUACAUUGCAUCUCAUUAACGUCAGAAAGUAAACGAUUCAAGAAAAGUUUCAAGUGACCUCAAACCACCCUCAAAACUGACUUUGUGGACUUGUGGUUUCUUGAGCUUUGAGAAAGACGAAACAUGUCAAUCAAUCUUUUAUUAUAUUGCGUGGGAAAAUAGCCUUAAGUUAACCGAAAGUAAAAAAGAAUCUCUUGUGUGUGACCAUGCAGCUUUAUUUUACUUGAAGUAUUUAAAAUUUACUUGUCUUGAAAUUAAUAUUUCUUAGCUUAUUUAGGCUCUAUUGUAAAGACUUCCAAUAAGAAGUGACUAAAGUAACAAGGAGUUCUUUAAAUUAAUACAGUACAGGUUUGAGUUAUGACAAGUCUCAUGUUGCUGUAGAAACAGUUGUAACACAUCUUCAAAUUUCCAUACCAUCAAUAUCAGAUGCUAUGACACAGAUUUUACAAGAUCUUGCGCAGCAGAAGGUCAGUGGAGCUUACAGUUACAUAAUUAGGAUGCUUAAGCAAUGGUGAUGGUGAUGUCAAUGUGAAGGGCUAAAAAGCAAUUGGUUUAGAUUGGCAAAACAACAACUUUGCAGGUGCAUUAGCAACUCAUUGGAAUUCUUGAUGAGUUAACUGAACACAAGGAAGAUUCACAGCAAAGAACUUGGGCUGUUCAUGAAGACGAGGGAAUUCUUCACAAGCUGCUUAAGAAUUUGUUAAGCAUACUGGUCAGUAUUUUAACAGAGUAAAAAAAGAACUCAAGGCCCUGCAGGAGGCUACAUUGCAUAAUAAAUAUUUUUGUAAAAAUAUUAAAAUUCUGCUUUUUCUUGCCCAACAUUAAAAUGGCAUUACCCCACAGGUUCAAAUCUGUGCCUUACUUUAUAACAUGUUUUACUUGACCAUGGUUUGUUUUUGUAUUUGAACUUGGCUUUUGCUCUAUUCGAACUUAAUGAUUAUUAACACUGGCAAAUUACUGAAUAAUAUUUGAAAAGUUUUAUCUAUGAAGACAUUGUGUGUGAGAGAAUGUGACUCAUGGAAUAACGAUUCAGCAUUUGCUCAGAUAUUUUCAGUGACUCUAUUAAGAGGUGUAUUUAAAAUAAAAUUCCAUUUUUUUUUCAAUAAAUUAUCGAAGCUAAGGGGAAAGGUUCCAAUUUUAUGGGAGGUACUAAUUCAAUGAUUUAAAUGAUAUUCACAACUAAUGUAUUUCGCUAAUUUUGUGAAUGCCAUUUAAAUCUUUGAAUUAGUUUUCCCCCCUUUAAUUGAAACCUUUCCCCUUAGCUGCAAUAAUUUAUUGAAAAAAUGUAAUAAAUUAUCCCUUUCAAGAAAGGGCCAUGUCAGAAACAGUUUUGCACAACACAAGCAGGAUUCUUGGGGUUCUAGAUAAUGAGUGAUUGACCAUGUCUAUUUCUUUUGUUGUUCUAGCUGGAUGCCGACCCCACUGUCUGUCGAGCAGUACUAAGACAAGAUGACUAUGAAUACAUCAACAUGCUUGUUGUCUAUUUUCAAAUGGUUAGUUCUUUUAGUUAGGCACCUUCUUUCGUAAAUUGAAAAGUAAAACAAAAAUUAUAUAACUUGACUUGUUCAGAUAAAUAAUGUAAAAUUUUUGGUGGGGAUGCCCUAUAGUAUUGGUAGUGAUAAUAAUAGUGAUAAAGAUAAUGAUUUUUAUGAUGAUUUUGCUGUUAAUGAACCCUGCUAGUUUGUCUGAAUGGUCUAAAUGACUGAAAGUAUAGAUUUAUUUUGGUUAAAAAACAUGGGUUCCAUCAACUCCAUCAGGAGUGUAUGUUUUUUUAUUCUGCAGGCACGCUCAUAGCCUGAUUCUCAGAUGCCCACGGUCGUUCACGGCCCCUUUGCUUCCCUUGACUUUAGCCAGUAGUGUUUAGAGGAAUUUAUUGAUCCUAGUGAAUGACUUACGAUGUGAAAAGAGCUGUGCUUUUUGGCUUGGCUUAAUCUAUAUAUUACAUGUUUUCUUAAAAAUUUUUUACCGGAGGUACUUUUUACAGGUCUCCUUUGGUUUAAAUACAGGUCAUUAUGUUACAGAUAAGUAGACAGGACUGAAGUGUAUCCUAACCCUAAACAGUAUAAUCCAAAAUGUUAUGGUAGAUUGAGGGGAAACAGUUUGGCUUUGUUAGUUACUUAUUGAUAAACAGGGGCCUGUAAAUUAUUGUGGCUGGUAGAAUGUGACUUGUUUAAGACUGAAACUUCCUUUCACUUUUAUGCCUAGCUUUAUCUUUUGAAGUAGAAUUCUGACUAUUUAUCUAGGUAUUGCUUUAUAUUUAUGUUUCCAGGAACAAAGGCAGUCACUGCGUGAACAGUUGAUUGAAAUAUUUGGCUGCAUGUGUGGUUUGGAGAAAGAAAUGUUAUCACAACUGUUGUGUUCUGUCUUACCUGCAGAGCUGGCCAUAGAGGCUAUGAACAAAAAGGAGGGUAAGUAAACAAUGAUUGUAGCCUGGAAAAUGUUCCAGCGACAAGUAGUGACAAGAGAUGGCUGUAUUUGAAGCUAAGGAUCAUAACCAAACUUUUAACAGCACGAGGCAAAAUGUGUCAGCCCCAAAAGCUAGAAUCUUUUAGUAGAUGGGGGGUUGAGCAUUUUACAUUAACCCUUCAAAUCAUUAUUAGUGAGCUUAUGCGACAGGAUGGCAGAAAGUAGAUGAUAGCAAAAUAUUUGCGUGUGACAAAUGUGACAAGGCUAUUACUUGUGUAAUUGUUAUGAUUUUUUUUAACAUUACAACUUGUUUUGGUGUCAAGUUCAGUUUAAAAUGGCAAAGAUUGGCAGAAUAUUUUUUCAAGCAAGCAUUGCUGUCUUCUCUCCUCUGCCAUCCUGUUGCAUACAUUCAUUAUGGCCUGACUUAAGUUAUAUACAAAUAAAGUGCAAACUACUAAAAUAAAUUGGGUAUUUCACAUGUGAGGUUUUUUGUCUUUUAAGAUGCUGUGAUGCAGUGUCGCUGUGCUCUGCUGUUGACUAUGAUCUUUUCCACUGGAGAAUCAGUUCCAUUUACACUUUAUGGUAAGUCAAAAUUCUGGAAUGUUUGGAAAUAAGGGUUUCUCCAAAAGAAAUUUGAGAAAGAAGGUAAACGUUGUUGACAAAGAGUGCUGCUACAAAGCCUUAUAGUGUCAUACAUUAAAUAAAUUAUUAUCAUGGACANUCACUGCGUGAACAGUUGAUUGAAAUAUUUGGCUGCAUGUGUGGUUUGGAGAAAGAAAUGUUAUCACAACUGUUGUGUUCUGUCUUACCUGCAGAGCUGGCCAUAGAGGCUAUGAACAAAAAGGAGGGUAAGUAAACAAUGAUUGUAGCCUGGAAAAUGUUCCAGCGACAAGUAGUGACAAGAGAUGGCUGUAUUUGAAGCUAAGGAUCAUAACCAAACUUUUAACAGCACGAGGCAAAAUGUGUCAGCCCCAAAAGCUAGAAUCUUUUAGUAGAUGGGGGGUUGAGCAUUUUACAUUAACCCUUCAAAUCAUUAUUAGUGAGCUUAUGCGACAGGAUGGCAGAAAGUAGAUGAUAGCAAAAUAUUUGCGUGUGACAAAUGUGACAAGGCUAUUACUUGUGUAAUUGUUAUGAUUUUUUUUAACAUUACAACUUGUUUUGGUGUCAAGUUCAGUUUAAAAUGGCAAAGAUUGGCAGAAUAUUUUUUCAAGCAAGCAUUGCUGUCUUCUCUCCUCUGCCAUCCUGUUGCAUACAUUCAUUAUGGCCUGACUUAAGUUAUAUACAAAUAAAGUGCAAACUACUAAAAUAAAUUGGGUAUUUCACAUGUGAGGUUUUUUGUCUUUUAAGAUGCUGUGAUGCAGUGUCGCUGUGCUCUGCUGUUGACUAUGAUCUUUUCCACUGGAGAAUCAGUUCCAUUUACACUUUAUGGUAAGUCAAAAUUCUGGAAUGUUUGGAAAUAAGGGUUUCUCCAAAAGAAAUUUGAGAAAGAAGGUAAACGUUGUUGACAAAGAGUGCUGCUACAAAGCCUUAUAGUGUCAUACAUUAAAUAAAUUAUUAUCAUGGACAAGGAAAGUAGUUAUUUCAUGGCAGCCACUGGCCAUCAGUUUUAUGUAUCGAACCUAUGCACUUGUACAUUAAUGCUACACUGACUUGGAGGUAUAAACACAGAAAACGAUUUUAUGUAAUUGUGCACUUUUUUUAGUUCUUGUGUGAAGAUGUAUUUAAAAGAAACCUGCCUCUGUCAAGAAUUCCUCGAAGACAAUAGAAAGCCACCACAGUGAAUUUGCUUUUUUUGCUAGUAAACUGAAAAUUAAGUUUGAGAUUUGGAUUCAUACUUGUGUUUCUAUUAGCAGUCGCUAACUGAGGAGUCAGUCCCUCAGUCCUUAGUCCCUUGAGGAGGGAAUAUUAGUGCAGUUGUUAGUGGGCCGCCUUCUGUGUGGGAGGUCCUGAGUUCGAUUCUCAGGUUCAACCUCAAAUCCGUCUUUUGACUUCCUUCAUUUUUGUGCAGCUUUAAGUAGAUUUAAAUACCCAUAAAACAGAAACUGAAAUCCUUGUUCACACUUUAGAACAGUCAACUGGUUGCCUCCUGCCAGUUGGGGCUUUUUAAACCUGUUCCUUUCUAUUUUGGUUAUAUAAUAAUUAUAAAAUUUCAAAUUAUUCGAUUGGAGAGCCUGUAAACUAGCUGGAUAUUUUAAGCUUAGUGCACUUUGCACUAUAAACUGAACAAAGCUUUAACCUCUUUUAAAGCUUUUUAAACUUUUUUUAAAAUCUGUUCGCAGACCAGAUAGAUGAUUCAUUUGUCAAUUUCCUUAUCGAUGCCGUUGAAAAUGCAGCAGAUGAUGAAGAAGGCGAACAGUUAGUAGACACCUUUGUUCCUCUUAUCCUGGCUUUUAACCAACACUUUGUAGGUAUGAACAAUGUGAAAUUUAUCAUCAUUUUGACAAUGUUCCAUGUGGUUAUAAAAUGAAAUAAUAUUUUAGCUUGACCAUUAAAGUCUGUAAUAUUUUGUGACUUUGGGAAGCUAGCAUUUACUCUCUAAAAAUACUAACUUACUAAAAGCACUGUUUCCAGCGAUGUCGCUUGUUUUUCGGUAAUUGGUCCAUGUCAAAAUUUAAAAACAUGAAACGGUCACUGCUAUUGUUAGUUGACUACUAGUAAUCUCUCAUAUUUUCUUCAGGGAUAACAAAUUUCAUCGCAUUUGACCCCAUACUGACCAAGCUAAGGGGUUUGAAUAUUUAAAAAAAAUUCCAGUCUCUGAUAAAAUUUUUAUUCAUUUGAUAGUUAACGGUUGAUUAGCUAAUUAUCCUGAAAACUAACAAGAUCAGUCUUCUUAAGGUUAUUGUCUUUAAUAAAUAAUUUAUUUCGUUGUUAUUUUUUGACAGAUGUCAGUAGCAAUAUUGUGAUAAGGGUGUUAGCCUCCCGCAAAACGGCCAAAACUUUGAGUGAAAAAAUUAUGUUGCUGAUUAAUAGAGAAGGUUGGUACAUGGUAAAAAAAGUACAUUUUUUUUUUAAUAUCCUCUCAAAACCAUGAAUAAUUCCAACAGUCACAGACAAAAAAUAUUUAUAUGCAAAUUCAUGUGAGUUGUAUGGCAGUGUGGCCAAGCAGUUAAAGCACUGGAAUAAAUAUAUAGUAAUCUGGAGGCCCUGAGUUCAAACGUCGCCCUCACCACUACCUUGAUUUGUUCUCAGUAGUCCAAAGUUCAACCCCAAUCCUCGGUCGCGCUUGUCAGGGGCGUAGCUACCUGUACACAUGGUUUGCACUUUUGUACCUCAAAGAGUUGAGAAGAAAAAAUCAAAUGAUAUAGUAAAAAAGUGAGUAACUAAANUUAAAAAAAAUUCCAGUCUCUGAUAAAAUUUUUAUUCAUUUGAUAGUUAACGGUUGAUUAGCUAAUUAUCCUGAAAACUAACAAGAUCAGUCUUCUUAAGGUUAUUGUCUUUAAUAAAUAAUUUAUUUCGUUGUUAUUUUUUGACAGAUGUCAGUAGCAAUAUUGUGAUAAGGGUGUUAGCCUCCCGCAAAACGGCCAAAACUUUGAGUGAAAAAAUUAUGUUGCUGAUUAAUAGAGAAGGUUGGUACAUGGUAAAAAAAGUACAUUUUUUUUUUAAUAUCCUCUCAAAACCAUGAAUAAUUCCAACAGUCACAGACAAAAAAUAUUUAUAUGCAAAUUCAUGUGAGUUGUAUGGCAGUGUGGCCAAGCAGUUAAAGCACUGGAAUAAAUAUAUAGUAAUCUGGAGGCCCUGAGUUCAAACGUCGCCCUCACCACUACCUUGAUUUGUUCUCAGUAGUCCAAAGUUCAACCCCAAUCCUCGGUCGCGCUUGUCAGGGGCGUAGCUACCUGUACACAUGGUUUGCACUUUUGUACCUCAAAGAGUUGAGAAGAAAAAAUCAAAUGAUAUAGUAAAAAAGUGAGUAACUAAAUGAAAUUCAUAAAGGAUAAUGAUUUUAAAAAAAAACAGUUUGCCCCAAUUUAUUUAAGUCUGCUUGUACUUCGCUAAGUUAAGGAUACUUUUUCUAGAACAACAGAAUGCUUUUGCCACACUCAAAUGUCGGUUUCCAGAGAGGUGACGAGAUUCAUUGGUGGAAUAAUCUUAAAUUAAUGAUAUGUAUAAUACCUUGAAACGUUUUGGGGUUUUGAGGUGGGCAGGGGAGGAUGGGGAAAAUUGUGUGUACCUUUGGGAAAAUCCUGGCUAUAGGAUGUAAAUAUAGCCAUUCAAAUGGUUUGCCUCUGGCCAGUUGGGAUUCUUAACCUUGAGGGCCAAAAUACCUUGUGGGCCAAAAUGUAAAAAAAUACUGGCUUACCAGUGAUUUUUUUACCAUAUUAACCCAUUCACCCCUGAACCAUGCUGUGCAGAUCCAUGUCCCUUGUACUGCUUGUGACGUCAUCAGUUUAAAAUUCAUGGACAACUUUAUUAUCACUGUUGGUGGUCAACUGCUUGCCCUCCAUUGUGUCAGUUCUGUUCAGUUUAAGUCAUCACUUUCGUCACAUUCAUACCGGUAGUUUUUAUUUUGCUAAAAACUCAUUGUUGUUUUUACAGAGGACCCCACAGCCCUGUUUUCAUAUCCCAGAGCAUGCCCUGACUCUGUGCUGAAGUUUCUAACUGAUAUCUUUUCUUCACGGGACACUGCUGAUUUUUUCUACACCUCUGAUAUGAUGAUUCUCCUAGAGAUUGUCUUGAGACAACUAACCGAUCUUUCUCCAGGGGCAGGGGUGAGUAAAACAAUAACUACAUUGACAUACUGUAAUUUGAAGCAUUUGCAGAUUGUCAUGAGAUUCUAGGAAACUUCCAACCUACCCCUACCAUAACCAAAUGCACCAACUUCUCACUUAGGGUAAAAUGUUGCAUUAGGGGAGAGGUAGGUGGCAGAUUCCCAGAAUCAUACUUAUCCAGCUUUGCAAACAAUCAUGCCAGGCUGUGAGUAAGUUCUCUGUUUAAUGUCUUGGAGUUCUUAGACACAAGAGACAAAAGGACUGAUACCCCUUAAAAUACUAUUUAGACUGCUUAAUACCUUCACUUUGAAGCAUUUACACCUGUCCAACUAUAAAUUAAAAGAAUUUUUUAUAAGAAAACUGAAUUUGUCAGUGACAUCACAUUUUUAUUUCAAAAUAGAGUGAUGGUUCUGCUAAAAAUUAUGCUAAUUUAAGACAAACCUCUAUUGAGGGGCCAGCCCUUAUCAAGCAGCCACUUGCCAAUCCCUAGUGUGGCUGCUAAAUAGAAAUUCAGCUGGUUUUUGUUUGUUUUUGCCUGAAUGAGCUUCUGUUUGAGGGCAGAAAUACUUUUUCAGAUCAUCAUUAUCCCUGUCAUCUCCAUCGCAUCAUCAUCAGCUUCAGAAUCAACAUGUUAUCCUUUUCUUCAUAACCAACCACUUAGCCUGAAUUUCAUCCGAUUACUGUGAGUCGUUAUUACUCCGUCAGUAACUGAGGGAGUAAUAACGACUCGAAGUAUUCAGAUGAGAUUCAGGCAACCAACCACUGUCAUUGUUUUCAUCAUUAUCAGCUAAAAUCUGAAAUAAUUUUAUUUAGAUGUCUCAUGAAUUAAAGUGAUUUUAUGGUCAUAAUGUAUGCAUUUUCUCUCUCUCUCUGUAGAUGAGAACUGAAUAUAUUUCAUUGCUCCACCAAAUCCUGCUUAAUUCUAAUUACAGUGAACACAAACAUCAAGCAAAGGAAUUGAUGAUUUGUCUCACAAGAAUUAGUGAAGAAGAAGAUAAGGAAAGUGAACAGGACAAACUCAUCGUACAAGAAAUACUAAAAAAUUCCUCAAAAUAUUUUUAACUUACUGUUUCCUUAUGACAGGUCUUGUUUGGUGAUUUUCUCAAUAAUUUUAUUGAAUCCUUUAAGUGCGAGAGCUUAAGCAAAG